AGUUGUGUGAACGGAACUUUAUAAGUACGACGCACAUUUUUACUCUAGUCUUUCCGUCGAGUCUUUUUCUUGUACUUACGUCAUGGAAUCACGCGUGUAUUGGCUUUUUGUGAUAUGUUAUGUGGCUUGCAUUAUACGCAAAAAUGCACUCGGUGUAUCAACUUCCGUAAAAGUUUUCACGUCGAUUAAUAACGCCUCUCAAUCGGAGAGAGAUGCGGGGAUAUUUAAAACAGAAAAUACGCAAUUUGUGCAAUCAAUCGAGACAAAAACGAGAUUGAAUGGAAUUACUCUAAAAAAUGACUGGUCUAAAUUUGACAUUCCGUUAGAAUCUCUGAAGGAUCUAUCUGAAAUGACAAAAUUUUCAAGCGAUUCUUUAAAAGCAAGAUGUUCUAAGUACUGCACAGAACAGGUGAAAACUGGCGAAAGCGAUUCUGUUGUUAAAGACAUCAAUGCAGAAAAGGACUUUAAUAAAAUAUUAGCUGAAGACACACAAAAAAUUAAAGCAAUGAAUAUAAGUAAAAAAACUGAAGAGUUUAUUUUAAGAAAAGAUGUUCCCGAGAAUAUUGGCAACAAUCAAACCAAUAUAUAUACAAUACCUGUAAUAAAUAAACCUAAAAUAAGAAGACCAAGGUUCGCUCAUGUAUUCGAGAGAUCGGCAGAAAUUAUGGAUGAAAAUAAAAGAAAUAAUGACGACGAAACAAUGGCAGAUGAUUUUUCUGAUAUAUUAUUGCCUUCGGUGGAGUCUACUGUAGCGAAAAACUUUAUCAAUUAUUCGAUUUUCUCUCUACGCGCACAUAAUAAUUCUUUAACGAGUUAUGGUGAUAUUAAAAUUCCACAAAAUGCAUCAAAGAAUAGCAAGGCAUUUAAUGGAAAAAUAUUAGCUUCAGAACAAAAAAUUCAAUCGCGAUCAUCGGAAAUUGCAUCAUUAAAUGAAGAUAUCGAUGGAAACGAUAUGAAAUUAUCUACUAGAGAUAAUGUAUUGCAAAUACAUACACAGGAUAGCAUUCAAGAUUUUUCAACGCAAUUUGCUAGAAAUAUUGGAGAUUCUUUUGAAAGAAGGAAAAUACUGCUAGAAAUUAAUGCCAAAAGUAACUUGAUUGCUGUACCAGGAACAACACACAGAAUACUAUUUGAUGUGACAAAUAACUGCGUGCUUCCAGUGAGAUACACAUAUCGAGCAAGAAGUUCAUCAUUUAGAAUAACCAACAUAAUACCAACUAACUUAUGGUUAUAUCCAGGACAGACAACUAAUGUAGCCGUGGAUAUCGUUGUACCAUUGGAUACUCAAGACACUGUCAAUACCCUCACAUUGUUUAUCUAUGGUACGGAAAUACCGGAAAAGACAGUACAUGUUUACGUUCAAAAUGCAAUUUCCAAGGUUGAUAAUGUAAAACCGACACUUGAUUAUACGUUCAAUAAUAAUUGUGCUGGUAAACUGGACAAAGAUCAUUGUGAAAAAACAUUUUGGAGUGUUGACAUCAGCGUUCAAGAUUCCGAUUCAGGUUUAAAACGCGUUAUAUCGAUUCCGAAUGGAGGACUAUAUCUACGAACUAAAUUUAUAAGCGGCACAAAAGACCGUGUCACAUUUUAUUACUUAUCAACGUGCUGCUCAACAACAGCUACUAUUACGGCAAUAGAUAUAUCAGACAAUGAGUAUUCUCGUAGCAUCGACGUCACAGUAUGGGACAAUCUAUCGCAAGGAGAGAUAGCAGCUAUCGUACUUGGAGCAUUAUUACUAAUAUUUUUUAUAAUAUUUCUUAUUAUUGCAAUAGUUUAUUGCGUUAGUAGAAGAAAUAGUCACGAUCUGUCUUACACACAAAGAUAUGGUACUAGACCGCCUGCUAGAUCCGAAAGAACAAGCUUCUAACAUGUUUAAUGAGAAAAUUAGCUAUCAUUAUCAUAAUAUCAACUAUAUCAUAAAAGUACAUUAAAUUUUAUAAUCUAAUAUUCAGUGUAUAUAUAAUGCAUUCAAUAAAUUUUUAUUGUAAAUA
This is a messenger RNA of Cataglyphis hispanica, 1991 nucleotides long. RefSeq lists its product as uncharacterized. The record is from RefSeq and is a predicted model, not a curated record. Lineage: Eukaryota; Metazoa; Arthropoda; Insecta; Hymenoptera; Formicidae. Bases 83 to 1867 code for a protein of 594 amino acids. The transcript has 10 exons.